Lytechinus variegatus (green sea urchin) is the source of this 1944-nucleotide messenger RNA. RefSeq names its product BSD domain-containing protein 1-like. The record is from RefSeq and is a predicted model, not a curated record. Gene Ontology annotation, cellular component: cytoplasm. NCBI's taxonomy places the organism in Eukaryota, Metazoa, Echinodermata, Echinoidea, Temnopleuroida, Toxopneustidae.
AUUUUGCGUUAUUUGCUCAUUGCAAAAACACAACAUCGAAAUCGACUCGUCAUAAAUGACAACAAAGCAGAAGCAGAAAAAUGGCAGAAAGCAACGCCAUGUCGAAGGAGGAAGGCGAAGCCGGCGACGUCGGAGGAAAUUGGUGGGGCGGCUUGUUGAAAACUGUGCAGGAAAAGUCUGGCAGUGCUUGGGUCCAGAUGAGGAAAGACCUCGGUGAAUUUGGAACCACCAUCCAGCGAGACACGGCUCAGGCAGCCGCUUCAACGGCAACACUCAUCAAAGAGCAGCUCAAGGUCCAAGAAGGAGAGGGUGAGGAGAAUGAAGAUGUGACAACGACGGCUCGAAUGAAAGUUGGUUUUUCCAAACUAUUGACGGGUCUCUCCCAGAGUCUGACACCGGCCGAGUCAAGCAAGUCGUCAAAAGACGAUGAUGUCCCCAUAGCUCGCAAGGAUCCCCACAUCUUUGACAAAGCCAGGGCUCGUCUCCAUGCCAUGCAGACGGACCCUACCACGUACUGCAGCGAUCCUGAUGGCGUACCGGACUUCAAAGAGUGGAUGGAGUCUUUCAAUGUGGAGAGCUUCAAAGGAGAGAUUUCGGAACUGUUGGUAGUUAAUACCGAUGUCAGGGCACUCUACACAAAACUGGUACCAGCUGCCGUCUCUCAUGUGGAGUUCUGGGGGCGGUAUUUCUACCGAGUGCAGCAGCUGAGGGAGGAUGAGAAGAGGAGAAGGGCCUUAAAGGAGCGUGCGGACAUGACAUCAUCGCAGAAAUUUGAAGAGGAAGAUCUAGGAUGGGGAGACGAAGACGACACUUGGGACACCGUACCUGAUGCGAUGAAGAACCAAUCUGGACUAGAGAAGUUUGUUGUUCUACCGGAAGACGGUGACAAGGAACCUAAAGAUGCCUCCUCUACAAAUAAUCCAUCGGAAUCGGAUCCAAACCAACCAACAGAAACAAUUACCCACCAUGCAACUGAAUUGUCAAUAUCACAGGAUACGAACACAGACUCUCCCAAGGACUCCCACGAGCAAGAACCUUCUCAUAUAUCAGAUAAACAGAAACCAAGUGAAGACAGUAGACCUGCAGAUGUUGUAACUCAAUGUGAUGAUGCAAGGAAAGGAGACCAGGACUCGAGUAGACUAAGACCAGAACCUGCCAGCCUAACAAGUGUACUUGGACCUAGUCCUGUUGUCGAGACCAAGAACUCUGAAGCGGAAACUGCUGCACCCAUCCAAACACUCCAAGUGUCUUCCACUUCGGAUGGACCUGUACCGAAUGCAACCACAACCUUGAGACAUACGGAAAGAACAGUUGGAGAGGAUGGGGAACAGGGGACAAGGGUUAAAAUGGACAAACCGCAGCUUGAAGGAUUAACAGUUGAGACAGAUAGAAAGGAGGAAGAGAGUGAAGUGACGACGACAAAGGCGACUGAACAGGUUUCGCCCGUGGAAUCAGAUGGAAGCAAUAGAGAAUCAAGUCUUAGUGACGACUGGGAGAAAGACUUUGAUGACAUCGAAGUGACGGAGGAAGACCUCAAGAACGCUUCGGUAAAGAUUGCCUCCGGAGCGGUGGACAAUGAUGAUUUGGAUGAUGAUUGGGAGAGUUGGGAUUGACCCAAGUGUUAAUCUUCAAGUGCUUUGGACAAGAUGACCUUUCUUACCAUGUCGUCCCAGAAAAUUGUAGUUCUGGGCGAUCUGUGCUCUGUAAGAUGAAGGUUUGCGAUCAAUGACUAUAUGGCUUUGGCUAAUUGAUCAUUGUUGGGUAUGCUUUUCGCUCGAAUGCUGAUAAGGAACCAAUCAAAACUGAUCUUUCGCAUUUGCAAUCCAUCUCUUACCUUUAUGAAAUGUGACCCUACUCUUUAUAUCCAAGGGUAACUGACCAAAUGAGAUCUUACAAAAUGCUUUAAAGGGGAAGUUCACCCUGUAGAAAAGUUUGUUGUACAAA